AUGUCAUUAACUGUACGUGUCUUAGGAUGUGGAGGAAACUUAGGUAUGGGAAACCAGACAACAAGUUUUAUGGUAUAUAAAGGGGACUACACUAAUGAGACGGAUAUUGCAUUAAUAGAUGGGGGAACUGGUUUAACACGUUUAAGUCUCGAAGACAUCAAAAGAGUGAAAGAUAUAGCCAUUACUCAUUCUCACAUCGACCACAUCACAGGAAUGUGUUUGUUAGUCGAAGCCUUUUGGGAUGAGACGUUGACUCUCUCAGUACAUCCAACACUUCAUUGUUCCUCACUUGUACUCAAGCAAAUGGAAGACACCAUAUUCAAGCCAUCGCUCUGGAUGAAUUUAAUAGAGCGCAAGUUUUAUGAAUACAAUGAAAUAGAAGACGGCGAGACUCACACAUUAACCAAUGGAAUUACUAUCACUGCAAUUAAGGUGAAACACUCCACUCUCACUUUUGGAUACAUCGUUUCCAAUGAAAGUUCCUCAUUUGCCUUCACCGCAGACACUUGUUACUAUGAGCCAUUUUGGGUAGCCCUUUUUCAAGUGAAGAAUUUAAAAGCUGUAAUCUCCGAAGUCUCCCUCCAAAAUUCUUUACAAGAUCGUUGUGAUGCUUCAUGUCAUAUGUGUCCAAAUUACUUACAAAAAGGUCUUCAAUUCCUCGACAAAACAGUCAAAGUGUAUGCCUCACAUAUUAAGACUUAUUGUUGGAACAAAGUCUGCGAAGAGUUAAAGCAAUUGGAUCGGGAGGUCAUCAUUUUACACGACGAAAUGGUCCUUCAUUUCUAA
This is a messenger RNA of Entamoeba invadens IP1, 786 nucleotides long. RefSeq lists its product as hypothetical. Gene Ontology annotation, molecular function: 3',5'-cyclic-AMP phosphodiesterase activity. The coding region runs from base 1 to 786 and encodes 261 amino acids. Gene Ontology annotation, biological process: cAMP catabolic process. The record is from RefSeq and is a predicted model, not a curated record. The transcript has a single exon. Lineage: Eukaryota; Evosea; Mastigamoebida; Endamoebidae.